This is a messenger RNA of Fundulus heteroclitus (mummichog), 3882 nucleotides long. It is a transcript of the gene depdc1, whose product is annotated as DEP domain containing 1a. Bases 175 to 2835 code for a protein of 886 amino acids. The record is from RefSeq and is a predicted model, not a curated record. The transcript has 12 exons. Lineage: Eukaryota; Metazoa; Chordata; Actinopteri; Cyprinodontiformes; Fundulidae. Gene Ontology annotation, biological process: intracellular signal transduction.
GUGGACGGCUCGUAAUUUUGAACAGACGGGGAGCAGCCAGCCACCCAGUAGCUGCUCCGGCUAGCUAGUUAGCUGGUAGCAAAACAUCGGCAAAUGUUUUACUAAAGAAUGGACAUUACGCCGUUUCUGUACUCCAGAUAAGGUGGAAAUCUCCCCGCGGUGUCAUUAUUAAACAUGAACACUCAUAUUGUUACUCCUGGACCCUAUCGAGCUACGAAAUUGUGGAAUGAGGUGACGCGCUUGUUCCGGGCCGGCAUGCCUCUCCGGAAGCACCGGCAGAACUUCAGGCACCACGCCUCCUGCUUCACCGCCUCCGCCGCCGUGGACUGGCUGCACCAGCUGCUCCAGAGCAACAGCAACUUCGGCCCCGACGUCACCAGGCAGCAAACGGUUCAGCUCCUGAAGAAGUUCCUGAAGAACCACGUGAUCGAAGACGUGAAGGGCCGCUGGGGAACCGAGGAUCUGGAGGACAACCAAGUUCUGUACAGAUUCCCGUCCACGUCACCCCUGAAACCCAUCCCCUGUCCGGCUCCAGCACAAGGCUCCAGGACCAUAAGGAAAAGGCCGUCGCUUAGGGACCGGGAAGGUUUCUUCAAGUUUAGAAACCUCAAGAAGCAGGACAAGGAGCCCACGGAGAACGUAGAUCCUGCCGGCCAAACUCCACGAGACGAAGCGAGUGAGCCGACGGAGGAGCAGCAGCCACAGAGACGAGAGCUGACCGCGGAGGACGAAGAGGAGAUCUGGAGAGACGUCACGCUGACGCACCUGCAGAGAAUCCUGGACGUCGCGUCUCUCCACGAGGUUCUGGACCAGCGCUGCAUAAAUCCCCAGAACAUCAUCCAUAACAUGACCAAAGUCAACAAACAUGGAGUGGUGACUCUGGAUGACAAGAGCAGUGACCUUCCUCACUGGGUGUUGUCUGCCAUGAAGAGCCUGGCGAACUGGCCAAAGUAUGACAGCGACCAGCCGUCCUACCCCGGCUUUGAGAGAGACGUCUUCAAAACGGUGUCCGAUUACUUCUACAGCCUUCCACAGCCGCUGCUGACGUACGAACUGUACGAACUGUUCAUCAACGUGCUGGUGUUUAGCGGCUAUGUCAGGGCGCCCGGUGCGCCGCGGCGUGGAAAGCGCAAGAGCUCGGACCCCCCCUGCGUGCCGCCGCCGGCCAAGUCGUCGUUCCGCUCCACAGAGUGCCUCCUGCUGUCGCUGCUGCGGCAGGGCUCCUGCGACGAGGCGGAGUCGCCCAUGGGAGACGUCCUCGGCAGGAAGCUUCAGACGCGCCUGGAGGCGGCGAAGGAAGGCGGAGACGGCUCCCAGAGCGCCGUCAUCUCGGCGAAGACGCGCGGCAGAAGCUGCUCCCUGGAGACGGUCCUGGACCGCUCGCCUUCUCUCCGCCGGCGGCAGCUGUUUCUGUCCAGGGAGAGCCUGCCGUCCAGGCAGAGCAUGCCGUCCGGGGAGAGCAUGCCGUCCGGGGAGAGCAUGCCGUCCGGGGAGAGCCUGCCGUCCGGGGAGAGCAUGCCGUCCAGGGAGAGCCUGCCGUCCGGGGAGAGCCUGCCGUCCGGGGAGAGCCUGCCGUCCAGGGAGAGCAUGCCGUCCAGGGAGAGCCUGCCGUCCGGGGAGAGCCUGCCGUCCAGGGAGAGCCUGCCGUCCGGCUCCGGCUGCAGCGACCCGCAGCAGCAAAGCUCCGCUUCCUCCGCUCAGGAGAGCUGCUUAAACUCCACGUUUGCGUUCAAAGCGGAGCAGCUUAUUGGUGGAAACGCUCCGGGACAUACGGCGCCCGCUUUGCGGCCUCGCCGUGCGGGCAGCUGUCUGGACGUCGUCAGAGAGGCCAGAGAAGAGAGCAAGUGGUGCGGUCGCGCCGCCAGCUGCCUGGAUGUGAACGCUCCAUCCCUGCCCCAUCACUCCUCCUCUUCGUCCCAUCAUCCUCGCCCUCUUUCGUCCGGCGUCGCCCGGGCACCCGGCAGGCCCGACCCCGCCUCCACGACCUCUAACCUUUGGGCGUUCCCUGCGCCCGCUGUCGUCCGGCGCUGCUUCAGCUCUCUGGAUGUGUCCGAGCCGCCUCGGCGCCUUUCCCGGCUCAAGCUGCCUGUCUGUGUGGCCGCCAGCACCUUCCAGCUCCCCCAACCCAAAGCCGAGCACAGUGUCCUCCGGCCUCAGUGCGAGCGCGUGGCCGUCGAGGCGCUGCAGCUCUGCACCCUGCUCCUCCCCCCCGCGUCCCGCAGGAAGCUGCAGCUCCUCAUGAGGAUGAUGUCCCGCAUCAGCCAGAACGUGGACAUGCCUGCCCUGCACCCGGCCAUCGGCACCCGGACCCUGAUGGUUCACACGUUUUCAGGCUGUGUCCUGAGCAGCGCUGAGGAGUGUGACCUGGAUGAGCUGCUGGCGACCCGACUGCUGUCAUUUCUGAUGGACCAUCAGCAAAGCAUCCUGUCAGUCCCAGACUACCUGCUCACCGCCAUCAGGGACCACAUACAAUACCUGCGCUCCAUACAGGUCCCUGUCGACUCCGGUCCAAACGCUGGCCGCAGUGACCCAGUUUGUGUUCCUAUGCCGGUUUAUGCGUUCUGCAAACAAAUAAGCGGCGCUGAGUUUGAGCAGCAGAAAGCAGAGGCCUCCCAGAAGGCCAUGGAGGAGCUGCUGGAGAUCCUGCUGACGGACCAGAACAUCAACGAGAAGGACCGCCGCAAGAAACUCAAGCAGUUUCAGAAGCAGUACCCGGACAUCUACAGGCGCCGGUUCCCCCCCGCUGCAGCCCAGAGCAAGGCGGACAACAAGCCAAAGAUCAAACCCCCGCUGCUGAACAUCAGGAGGAACAAAACCUUCAGCAUCAGGAGCUGAAGCGCCUCAAACGCCGUCGCCUUCCUCCCAUCGCGUUCGCUGCACUGAGGCCGAAUCUUCAGCUGGACAUUCUGCAGCAACGCGGCUGUUACAUUAGAAGUGCAAACGUCCCCGUUAUGUCUCGCUUUUAUGUGUCGCUGCACGUUAGUUAUGUCCUACAUAAGCUUCUGUGGGAGAGUUUACACUUCAUGGAUUACUUUUAAAUCUAGUUUAAUCUUCUGUUAUUUAGAUUUCCUUUUGGUAUACGUGGCUGUGCAAACGGCAUGUAGAGCAAACUUGGGAGUAAAGUCUGCAGGAUCAUUGCUCAACAUGUGAAUAAUUUAUAAGGAUGAUGGCAUUGGGAGAAACUCCAUUUGUUUUUAAAGGCUUUGUUUAGGAAAGGUUCGGCUUUAAUUUUUAAAUGUGACUUCUAAAUGUUGGUAAAACCUUUUUCUCUACCUUUUUAAUCGUGCCGUUUUUAAAAGCCUUUCGUGUUUUACUGUUUCCAGAUUUAACUAAUUUAAGAGGAGCGGGUGCUUUUGGUUCCCCAGGCUCUGUUUCUCUAAUUAUUUCUGCCCUGGUUUCAGGUUAGGAGAUGUUUUGCACUACGUUUGAGAAGAAAACUUUUGGUCGCCACAAAGUUAAUCUGUUUAAGUUAUAAAGACUUUUAAUUAAAACUUAAUCCAAAAUUCUUAUUUCAAUUGAAAGCGUUGUUUUUGGUGAUAAACGGGGAGGACAGGGAAGAUGGUCCAAGGGGGUCUCUUGAUUUGCUGAAAGUAAAAUUUAAAUUCCUACAACUUUAAAUUUUAUACUAUUUGCUGACUGGUGCUUUUUAAAUUAUGUUAAAGGAAGUGAAACUAAAUGCUUUUAGACGAUCCCUCUUUUUUUUUUUUUUUAAAUGUGUAUUUGUCCAUAUGAAGAGUUACGUUUAAUACCUCAGUUAAAAUGAAGAUGUUUACCCAAACUGAUGCUUUGUUGCCAUCGUUUUUCCUGACAUAGGCGUGAAAAUGCACCUGCAACUGUUUACUAUGCAAAACUGUUGGGAAAUAAAAUUGUUCUGCUGUCUGA